Messenger RNA from Culex pipiens pallens (northern house mosquito), 3171 nucleotides. RefSeq names its product protein dissatisfaction (gene dsf). Gene Ontology annotation, biological process: cell differentiation; anatomical structure development; regulation of transcription by RNA polymerase II. The transcript has 6 exons. Bases 483 to 2168 code for a protein of 561 amino acids. Gene Ontology annotation, molecular function: nuclear receptor activity; zinc ion binding; RNA polymerase II cis-regulatory region sequence-specific DNA binding. The record is from RefSeq and is a predicted model, not a curated record. NCBI's taxonomy places the organism in Eukaryota, Metazoa, Arthropoda, Insecta, Diptera, Culicidae.
CUGUAGCAAAUGUGAAUUGUGAUGAAGUCAACACAGCAUCAGUCGGUAAUCAGCUUCUACGAGUUUCUGGCUGCUCCUUGCUGCUGCUGCUGAUUCUGUGUGCCAAUUGCGGGAAAUCUGGACAGGAGUCAGUUGAUCAGGGACAAUCGAGCCGGAGUGACACGCGUCGGGACGCUUCUUCACUGGAGUACCAGGUGUUUGGAGAGAUAUUCGGAAGUUUUGGGAAAGUGCGUCGGGAGUGUUUCUUCAGAAAUUGCGAAUACUUUUGUGUGGUUUUCGGAAAGUUCAAGUGCAUUAUCUGACACAAUUCCUAUGUAGAUAAAUAAUCUGGAAAACAUAAUCUAGUGUAGGGAGAAACGAAAUUCAGGCGAAAAUAGCCAAUUGUGAAUAUAAGUGCUGUGAUUUGUGAAUGUUUGGAGCUAUCGUGCGGCGGUAGAAAUUAGUUCACGUUGGAUUUCAAAUUCGUUUGGCAGCCACGAAGAAUGGGAACAGGUGACAGACUACUCGACAUCCCGUGCAAGGUGUGUGGCGACCGUAGCUCAGGAAAACACUAUGGCAUCUACAGCUGUGACGUUUUCUACUCCUCCUCCUCAGGCUGUUCCGGCUUCUUCAAGCGCAGCAUCCACCGGAACCGGGUGUACACGUGUAAGGCUGCCGGUGAACUGAAGGGUCGCUGCCCCGUCGACAAGACCCACCGGAACCAGUGCCGGGCUUGUCGUCUCUCCAAGUGCUUCCAGUCGGCGAUGAACAAGGACGCUGUUCAGCACGAGCGUGGACCGAGGAAGCCAAAACUGCAGCACCUCCAGCCGAAUGGUCCCCACGUGCACCACCUGGCGGGGCCAUUCGUGAACACGUCUUCGUACAGCCACGUGCAACACUUUGCCAACAUGCACCACCAGAAUGCAAUGCUUCAUCACCCGCAACCCCUGUCGUUUGCCCACCUCGGGCCUCACCAGAUGCCACCCUCGUUACUGCCUCCGGUGAAGCUGGAACAUACCAAAUUUGAGUUCCCGCAGGCCGCCGGUCAUCCCCCGAUGCCUUCGACGAUCUUGCCCCCGGUCAAGCUGGAGCAGACAAAGUUUUCCUCGUUCGAAUUCCUGCCUUCAUCGAACCAACGUGGGUUCUACAAACCCAUGGAACAGCUUCCACCCUCGCCAACGACCUCCAAGAGUUCCAUCAGUGUAGACUCUCCCUCGGAGUCCCUAACCAGCCCGCAGCCAUCGACGGUAGACUGCGGCUCAAGUGUCCUCAGUCCCACCCCGAUCAACGCCAGCAACCUCAGUCUUCCUUCGCCGCUGUCCCAAAACGGCGUCCUGGACAUUCUGAUGAGCUCGGACAAGUGCCAGGAGUUUAUCCAGUACCAGAUGCACAACAACAGCAACCUGAUGUUCCCCAGCUUCGGCUCUUCGGAAGGCAACGGAAAUGUGCCACCGCCACCAGCACCACCUCCACUGAUACCACACCCAACGGCAUUACCCGCCGCCGACAGCCCCGGAUUACGGUUACCCACGUGGGAGAUCCUACAGGAAACCACCGCUCGACUUCUGUUCAUGUCCGUGCGGUGGGUCCGCUGUCUGAUUCCGUUCCAGACACUGUCCAAAAACGACCAACAUCUACUACUCCAGGAAUCCUGGAAAGAGCUGUUCCUGCUCAACUUUGCUCAGUGGAGCGUACCCUGGGAUUUGAGCGCGCUGCUCGAGAGUCCGCCGGUGCGUGACCGGCUGCCCCAGGAUCCGGCCACCCAGAUGGAGAUGAAAACGAUGCAGGAGAUCCUGUGCCGCUUCCGGCAGAUCUCGCCCGACCUCAGCGAGCUCGGCUGCAUGAAGGCGGUGAUACUGUUUUCGCCCGAAACAUCCGAACUCUGCGACGUCCAGCCGGUCGAAAUGCUCCAGGACCAGGCCCAGUGCGUGCUGUCGGACCACGUGCGCGUCCGCUAUCCCCGCCAGCCGACGCGCUUCGGUCGGCUCCUGCUGCUGCUGCCACUGCUACGGACGAUCCGUUCCACCACCAUCGAGACGCUGUUCUUCAAGGAAACCAUCGGCACCGUGCCCAUCUCGCGGCUCCUGAUCGACAUGUACCAAAUGGAAAAGUACACCGAACUCGAGGCGGCCAACUCCGGUAGUGCCAGUGCCGGUGCCGUCGGAACGUCCCCCGUCAAAACCGCCUAGACGACGACCGGCUGCGGUCAACGCGCCUGAGUUCAGAACAGUUGCUUUUGCCUCACCGCGGGACACGUCGACCACAAUGGAACAAAUUUUUAAUUUGAAAAAACAUCCAACAAAUGUGUUCUCUUCCCAGGAUCAUGUCCCAUUCCACGUGUCGUCCCGUGGCGCCUUUACGACAUAUGUUUCGUGCCACACAGGUAAGAGUUGAUGGGAAAAAGAUGGGAAGUUACACAACAUCAGUGUGAGGAAAGGAAAAAAAAAGUUCAAGUGAGCAUCGCUGAAAAAAAUGUUUUCCUCGUACGCCCUCGGGAUGUUUGAGUUUUAUCCCGCUGAGCGAACAGAAUGCCACUUUCCCGCGAGAUCAGACCCUCCAUCUUGCAGGAAAACUUUGCGGGUAUAGAGCACAGAGCAUACCGCCUUCGCCGCAUGACAACAUUACAACAGUCUCAAAAUCAAAUCCUGCAGAUAUGUACCCAUUCUGCCAGUCAACCCGCAAGGGGGAAGGUGAUACGUGGUCAGGUCAGACGAUGUACUUUUCUUUCCUUUCAAUAUCCCACAGCCCAGGCGGAUUCCGACGGCGGAAAAGCAAUUUUCCUCCUACCUUGGGAGAAUAUUAUUUUUCAAUCUGUAAAACAAAUCUAAUCUAACGGUUCACUCCAUGCAUCAUGCCAAGAAGGAGCAGAAAAAAAACGUUGCAGGAAAACAAUUAGUCAUACCCGAGUCAACAUUCGAAACGAACAAAAACACGUACUACUAUCUAAUCGCUGAAUUUAUGCUAUUAACGAAAAGGAAAUUUUGUAGUGCUGUUAGUCUAGUCAAGCAAUCCCAUGGAUAAUAAUACAAUAAAAAAUGAAAAAAAAACUUACUGUACAAGACGUCGAAAAAAAGAAACUCAGAAAAAAUAUGUAUUACGCUAAUUUGUUGAUGAUGUAGUAAAUUUAUGAUAAUGGGUGAACAUAAUGGUAUUAAAGUCACUGUAAGUAAUUGACAAAAUAAUCAAAACAAA